This is a messenger RNA of Pantherophis guttatus, 2686 nucleotides long. RefSeq names its product sphingomyelin phosphodiesterase 4 (gene SMPD4). Gene Ontology annotation, biological process: ceramide biosynthetic process; sphingomyelin catabolic process; glycerophospholipid catabolic process. Lineage: Eukaryota; Metazoa; Chordata; Lepidosauria; Squamata; Colubridae. The record is from RefSeq and is a predicted model, not a curated record. Gene Ontology annotation, molecular function: sphingomyelin phosphodiesterase D activity.
GGGCCGGCCGCUGCUCCUCCGCCAUGAGGGUCGCGCCGAGCCGCGCCAAGAACCUCGAGCCGGCCGCGCCGCCUUUCCCUCUGCCCAGCUACCUGCUGGCUAAUUUAAAGGCUGACUGUCUGAACAAGCCUUUUGCUCAGAGAUGCCAUGAUCUCACGACAAUCAUUGAAGAUUUUCCUGCCAAGGAACUGCAUGCCAUCUUUCCUUGGCUGGUGGAGAACAUUUUUGGCAGUUUAGAUGGCAUCAUUUCCGGGUGGAACCUCCGCUGCCUACAAGGCAGAACAAACUACACCGAGUACAACGUGGCCCUGGACUUCCUAUCCCCCGGAGGCCCGAUGAUGAAGUUGGUUUACAAGCUCCAAGCUGAGGAAUACAGAUACGAGUUCCCCGUCUCCCACCUUCCUGGCCCAGUGAAAACUUCAAUUCAAGAACGGAUUUUACCAGAAUGUUCAUUAUAUCACAACAAAGUCCAGUUCCCUCCCACUGGUGGCCUGAAUUUGAACCUGAUUCUUAAUCCGUAUGAAUAUUACAUGUUCUGCUUUGCCAUCAGCCUCCUUACCCAGAGGGGCAUCUCCACCACCUGCCCCAUCAGCAUGUCGAACAGCGCUUACUUCAUCCUGGUGGACCGGUACCUGAAGUGGUUCUUGCCCAUAGAAGGGAGUGUCCCUCCCAUCCCUUCCUCGGAGCCUGGAGGGGUGGUCUCCUCACCUGCUUCCCGCUCUCCCACAAUGCCUUUCACCUCCUAUGGGAUGCAUCCCACCAGUCUUCUGAAAAGGCAUGUCGCUCACCAGACUUCAGUGAAUGCAGACCCCGCUUCCCAAGAGAUCUGGAGGUCGGAAACGUUGCUUCAGGUCUUUGUGGAGAUGUGGCUCCAUCACUAUUCGCUGGACAUGUAUCAGAAGAUGCAGUCUCCCCACAUCAAGCUGGAGGUUCUCCACUACCGACUCUCUUUAUCCAGCAUCCAUCCUGUCCAAUCCAGCCACCAGGCCCUCCAUACAUAUCAAGAGUCUUUCAAAGCCACUGAAGAACACGUCUUGGUUAUCCGGUUGCUGCUGAAGCACCUACACGCCUUCAGCAACAGCGUAAAGUCAGAACCGAUUUCUCCUUCAGGGCAUUCCCACACCGCCAGUCCACUAGAGGAAUUCAAAAGGAUUGUGAUCCCUCGGUUUGUUCAGCAGAAACUCUACAUAUUUCUUCAGCACUGCUUUGGUCACUGGCCUCUGGAUGCGUCUUUCAGAGCUGUUCUGGAGAUGUGGUUAAGCUACUUACAGCCUUGGAGAUAUGCACCAGAGAAACAACUGCCAAGCGCAGAGGCCCCACCUCGUAGUGUAUCAGAGAAAUGGGAGCCUUUUGUCCAGGAGAACCUGCUGCUCUACACAAAGCUCUUUGUCAGCUUUCUGAACCGAGCUCUCCGCACAGACCUGGUCAGCCCCAAGAAUGCCCUGAUGGUGUUCAGGGUAGCCAAGGUUUUUGCUCAGCCUCAUCUGGCUGAGAUGAUCCAGAGAGCAGAGCAGCUCUUCCUGGAAGCCGAUCUGAGCCUUCCCCACCGUCAGCACCGCCUCUUCCUGACUCCCUCGCUCGGAGGCAGCUUCCUGUCAGGACGGGCUCCCACCAUCACGGACGCCUCCUUUAAAGUGAAAAGUCACGUCUACAGUCUCGAAGGGCAAGACGCCCAGUACAGGCAGAUGUUUGGGACAGAAGUCAGAAACCUGGUGCUGCGACUGGCCCAGCUGAUCAGCCAGGCCCAGCAAUCGGCCAGGUCCCUCUCGGACCAUUCGGCGGAGUCCGGCCCCGGCCAGUCCUUCCUCUCCUGGUUCUGGUUUGGCUCGAGUGACCUGAACGGCUCCUACCUGGGGAACGACAUGGACGAAAUGGGGCAAGAGAGUAUACGAAAAACGGAUGAAUACUUGGAGAAAGCCCUGGAAUAUUUAUGUCAGAUAUUUCGGUUGAACGAAGCCCAGCUGAGCCAGCUGAUCCUGAACAGGAGAGGGGCUCCAGAGGAGAACGGGAAGAAGUUGCUGCCAGACUGCAUUGAGGACGAAGAUGGGCUAACACUCACGCCUCUUGGAAGAUACCAGAUCAUCAACGGCCUGCGCAAGUUCCAGAUAGAUUACCAGGGAGAUCCAGAGCUUCAACCAAUCCGAAGUUAUGAAAGCACCACCCUGGUCCGUCUGCUUUUCCGUCUGUCUUUGGCCAUUAAUGAACGUUUUGGAAGUCAGAUGGAGAGGCUCUGUGCUAGAGAAGAUUUCCUUGGCAGUUUCUGUCGCUAUCAUCUUACCAACCCAUCUCUGAUGGCUAAUUCCCAGCGCAGCCCACGCACCAAGUGGCAUUCGGGGCGGAUUCAGCAGCCGAGAAUCAGCUUGAGGUUUCUGGCCAGCUACAGGACUCUCUUCUCCAUACUGAUAGUUUACUUCAUGGCCUCCUGGUUCUGCCUUGGGCCAGUGGCCUGCACCUUCCUCCUCCUCUUGAUAUACCUUCUCUUUGCCUGCGGGAUGACUGUCUUGACUGAGAAAAGACAGUUUCAUUGACAGCAAAAGCUGCCUGAGUAAGCCCUACCUUCAGUUAGGGGUACAGGCUCUCCUGGGUGCUGAAGAAGUCUUUUUAAUCGCGCGUUCACAGAGGGUGUAAUUCUAUGCCUGUCAGACUGUUGCUGUGUAUACAUUCUAUUUUGAUAAAGUUUUUUUUU